AUGGACCAUUCGAAUACGAAUUCAGAUUCAAAUUCACAUUCACAGCCUAAAUUCUUCGGAUAUCCCCAACCGGUACAGGGUCCACACACUCCGUACCAGAAGAAGGACGAUGCCAAUCCCGUCUUUCGAGGACCGCUGCUGGUCAUCGGUGCGUGGAUUGUGUCCCGCCUCCCAUUCAUCCAAAACUUGCUCUGGGCCAAUGCCGGCUUCAAUUGUCUUCGCGGCUUGCCAUAUCUGAAGGAUUACGCUCGACGAUGGGAUCCUACAGUCAUUCCCAUUGCAUCGGGAGCGGAAGCGGGUGAAAAUGUCACCAAGACCAAGAAACUGGACUCCAAAUCAUUCCCAGUCCCCCCCGAGCACCUCCCUGGCCGCUAUCGUACAGUCGCAGAGUAUCAUGCCCUGUACCUCUCUGGCCAGCUCACUCCUCUUGCCGUGGUCGAGUCUCUUUUACCAUUGAUCCAACGGGGUAUCGCCAAUCCACCUCCCUCGCGUCAUGCUACCGCUUUCACCUACUGUAAUGUAGACGCGGUCCUUGAAGCUGCAAAAGCCUCGACUCUCCGGUACAAACAGGGAGCGCCGCUGGGAAUUCUGGACGGCGUUCCCACCGGGAUCAAGGAUGACACCGACGUGGCGGGCUAUGUGUCCACGUACGGCCGCGCAAGGAACGACGAGGUCUUUCCUACCGCCGAGAAAUCUUCAUGGCCUGUCCAAAUGCUGCAAGAUGCAGGAGCCAUUGUUCUGGGGAAGCUCAAUAUGCAUGAGAUGGGAGCCGACACCACCAACAACAAUCCCAACUGGGGAACUCCUCGAAACCCCCACAAUGAUCAGUACUACACCGGUGGCUCGUCAGGCGGUCCAGCGUAUGCGGUCUCGGCGGGUCUGGUUCCCCUGGUCGUCGGCACUGAUGGUGGCGGAAGCAUCCGGAUUCCCGCAUCAUUCUGUGGUGUCUACGGGCUGAAGCCGUCUCAUAAUCGCCUCCAAGACCUCGGAAGUACAACCACCGUCAACGGUCCCCUGGCAGCUACCAUAUCCGACCUUGAGAUUGCCUACCGCACCAUGGCCCAGCCCAACCCCUCGGAUGCCACAUGCUCACUCUUCCCCGAAGUACCUACUCUACCUCCAUCCCGUCCCAGAGUCAUCGGCAUCUACAAGGAAUGGUUCAAUCGUGCUGAGCCUUCAGUGCUCAAACUCUGUAACGACGUGCUGGCGUACUACAAGGAGAAGCUCGGCUACCAAAUCAUCGACAUCGCGAUCCCCUACGCGCCCGAAGGCCAGAUCGCCCACGCCUUCACUAUCCUCUGCGAAAUGGCAAAUGUCGCCCGAGCCGCGCCUCCCAAUCCGUCAAAUUGGCUUCACGGCCUCAACGCGGCCAACCAGGUCCUCCUGGCUAUCGCCGCACGCACACCAGCCGCAGAUUACCUUCUCGCGCAACAACUGCGUAACAUGCUGAUGCAGCACCUCGCGUUCCUCUACCAGCAGCAUCCGGGCCUGAUCAUCGUCACCCCCACCACGCCCAUGCCCGGAUGGCCCAUUGCCGCCGAGGGAGAUUUGAAGUACGGCAUCACGGACGGGAACACGAGUAUCCGUAACAUGGAGUACGUGUGGCUCGCGAACUUCUGCGGAAAUCCGGCCAUUUCGUGUCCGGUGGGCUACGUCGAGCCGGUCCAGGGGGAGGGCCGUGUUCCCGUGGGCAUCAUGGCGAUGGGGGAGUGGGGGGAAGAGUUGCAGCUGCUGGGGUGGGGGAGGGAGUGCGAGGCGUGGUUGAAUGAGGCGUAUCCGGGUGGGAGACAGAGGCCCGGCAAUUGGGAGGAUGUGCUCGUCCAUGGGAAGGAGAAGAUGGUAUCGUGA
Drepanopeziza brunnea f. sp. 'multigermtubi' MB_m1 is the source of this 1848-nucleotide messenger RNA. RefSeq lists its product as uncharacterized. The record is from RefSeq and is a predicted model, not a curated record. NCBI's taxonomy places the organism in Eukaryota, Fungi, Ascomycota, Leotiomycetes, Helotiales, Drepanopezizaceae. Gene Ontology annotation, molecular function: catalytic activity.